This is a messenger RNA of Cephus cinctus (wheat stem sawfly), 2844 nucleotides long. It is a transcript of the gene Wdfy2, whose product is annotated as WD repeat and FYVE domain-containing protein 2. Gene Ontology annotation, molecular function: metal ion binding; protein binding. Bases 8 to 1234 code for a protein of 408 amino acids. NCBI's taxonomy places the organism in Eukaryota, Metazoa, Arthropoda, Insecta, Hymenoptera, Cephidae. The record is from RefSeq and is a predicted model, not a curated record. The transcript has 7 exons.
CGUUAAAAUGGCAGCAGAAAUCAAGCCCGCCUCAGGCGUAAAUCCAGACAGGUUCAGUACUAGUCGCAAACCAAUAUUGCUGUCGAAAUUGGAAGGCUGUAAUGACGAUGUUAACGCUGCUGUUAUCAUACCAAGGGAGGAAGGUGUCAUAAGCGUUUGUGAUGACAGGACAAUCAGAGUUUGGCUGAAACGUGACUCUGGUCAGUAUUGGCCUAGUGUGUGUCAAUAUAUGGUCGCAGGAGUUACGGCUAUGGACUAUUGUGUCGAAACCAGACAACUUUUUGUUGGUCUAGAAAAUGGAAACAUAAAUGAGUUCAUCCUCGAACAAGAUUAUAAUCGUAUGACGCUAAUGCGUGAAUAUCUUGCUCAUCAAGCUAGGGUCACUGGCAUUAUUUUUGCUCUUAACUGUGAAUGGGUUUUGAGCAUUGCAAGGGAUAAACUUUUUCAAUUUUAUUGCACCGAUUCAGGCAGCAAGCUUGGCACUUUUCAAACAGAUGCUUGGUACACUGCACUGCAAUUUGAUGCCCAAUCAAAACAUGCCUUUGUUGGAGACUACUCCGGACAGAUUGCCAUGCUUAAGUUAGACAGCACUGGCGUUACUUUCAUCACAACGUUAAAAGCUCACAGUGGUAGCAUUCGAACUUUAGCCUGGGAUUCCGAGAAACAGCUUCUGUUUUCAGGAAGCUUUGAUCAGAGUAUCAUUGUCUGGGACAUUGGAGGCCGCCAAGGCACAGCGUACGAGCUGCAAGGUCACCAUAACAAAGUGACAGCCCUUUGCUAUGCAAAUAAUGAACGAAUUCUUUUAUCUGGUGGCGAAGAUGGCGUCAUUGUAUGCUGGAACAUGACUGCGAACAGAAAAGAGACUGCAGUUUGGGAGGAGUCUGACACAUGCCAGUCAUGUGGUCGCCCCUUCUUUUGGAAUAUUAAAGCCAUGAUGGAUCAACGUCAACUUGGUUUAAGGCAACAUCAUUGUCGCAACUGUGGUCAUGCACUUUGUGCCAGGUGUACCUCUCAUCGCAUUCCAAUUCCUACGAUGGGAUUUGAAUUUGAAGUUCGUGUUUGUGAUCCGUGCCACAUUCAAUUAAAAGCUGCAAACCAAACUUCUCUGGCCUCGUUUCACGACGCGAAGCAUAGCAUCGUUGGAAUGGACCUGGAUGCACCGCGACGCAGGUUGCUGACCAUCGGCCAGGAUCGAGUUAUUAAAAUUUGGGAUAUCACUGCACUCCUCCAAUAAAAUACUCCCUCUUUUUCAUAUAGAGACAUCUCCUGUCCAGGCUAUACCUUAAUUUUUCAACUUUCAAGAAGAAACGUAUGGUGCAGAGAAAGAAAGAUGUAGCUUACGUCGAAUAAUCAUGGUAUAAAGCGAAGAAAAAAAGAGCAUACACUACUCAGAGCCUAUUUUUGUGAUCGUCUUAUUAGAUCAAGAUCAUCUGAUCAUGGCUUUAUAUAUCUUGAAAAGGUGCUCUGUAAGAAUGCUUUUUAAAUAAAUGAGAAAUCAAUGAGAAGCCAGGCGGAGAUGCCCGCAGAGACAAAUCAUUUGUCCCUUUAAAUAAAAAGCAAUGAUCACAAGUACAGUACCAAUGUAAAGCUAUUUUUUUCUCAAUAACAUAAAUAUUAAGGAUAUAUUAAUACUGAUUUUUCAAAUAUUUCUGACACCGUUCUUCUACUAACCGUAGUUCAUAGUUUUCUAUAUAAAAAACUUCUCAAGUGGUCUGUGCCGUCUGGUUUCGUUUCUCACUAUAUUAUUUUCACGAACGUUCUCCUGGAUAGUAAUAUGGUAUUUUAAAAGUGUACGUGUUAACCAUCAAUAUGAAGUUCGAUAAGUUCCUACGUCCUCAAGGACUUCGAAACGAGAAUCGAAAGUAUCUCUUUAUUUUACCAAAAAGCACGUCCACAGGAACAUUCGUGCUCUGGAUAGCCAUUGCAAAGCCAAAUUAACUGUUUCAAAUAAUGUAGUAGAACUGAUCAUACAGUUACCCUGUUUAUACUGUCAGCGAUCGUUGACUUGUGAAUCGUUUAAUGAAAAUUAUUAAUCAUUCCUCGCUAUUGGGGACUCAUCGAUCGUUGACAGUCCUCUUCUGGGCAACAUGACGAGACUAGCUCGGAUACAUUGUUUCCUAAGCCUUAGUCGUCUUAUUCGUUACGUUUAAUAAUUGUUUUGUAUCGUAUGAGAUUUUACCGUGGGUACAGAGUAAUUAAUCAAAAAGUUUGUCAACCGAUUAAUAUAUUAUAUGUGCACGGUAGCCUCUGUUAAUUUGUUGCUAUCGAUUGUCAAGGGGCUCGGACACUCUUAAUUUUCGCUUUAUUUUCCCUUUCCUUUUAUCUCUCUCACUCGGACAUAAAAGCGACAUUAUAUAUAUUUUAUUCUUUAAUACGUAAUUCGAGAUUAUCAUGUACAUAAGGGUUCAAAUGCGCAUGGAACACAUGGAUUUAUUUUCAUUAAAUAUUUUCAAAUUGUAUUAUAAUUUGCUACACGAAGCUGUAGAAUUGUUUUCUUCAUUUAUUAUUUUUCCUAUUUUUUUUUCACAUAUUCGACCAAAUUUUGCGAAAUAUAUUAUUUCGACUCUUACAAGUUUCCUCAUAAGCUCCAUGUCGCUAUACUUCACCAAAUUUAAAAUGUGAGAAAAUAAUCGGGAUCGAUGUAAAUGUAUUUGUUACUGUAGAGUUAAUGAAUUGUGUAUAAAAAAAGGGAAAAAAGCUAUUAAAUAUAUUUGUGUUAACUCAAGAUUGUUAACAAGAUCAAAUUUGAUAAUAUUCAAGUAUCUAUGCGAUUAAAUAUAUUGUGUCAUACUCUGCGUGCGGAGUUUUGGUAGUGACGAAAAUAUAUUUUCCAUUGUAAACGCC